Messenger RNA from Diatraea saccharalis (sugarcane borer), 2536 nucleotides. NCBI's taxonomy places the organism in Eukaryota, Metazoa, Arthropoda, Insecta, Lepidoptera, Crambidae. The record is from the annotation of a GenBank genome assembly.
CGUCCCGAUCUCGUCCCCGAAUUUGAAACUAAGUUUGUGUUUUUUCUUUUAUUUACAAUCUCAUAAAUUUUAUGAUAACUGAAUAAAAACAAAUUCUGUCUAAAAACAGAGAUUCAUAUCUUCAUAAGACCUUUUGAUCAGCAAUCUAUCGAACCUCCAAGGCGGUAUAAUCAUGAAGAUUUGUUUAUUGAAAACUGUGUCAACCACUUUAAGUAGAAGAUUUUUAUCAACCACUAACUACAAAAAAGUAACACAUUGCAUAUUCGAUCUGGACGGAUUACUUCUAGAUACUGAGUUAGUUUAUAAGAAGAUGGUAACACAACUGUGUGCUCAAUAUGGGCACAAGUAUACAGAUGAACUAAUGAUGAAAGUUUUGGGAGGUACAGAACAACGUCUAUCAGAAAUUUUAUGCAAUGAACUAAAGCUUCCUGUGACUCCUACAGAGUUUAGAGACCAACUUCUUGUUCUUGGAGACACCAUGUUGGCUGGAGCACCAUUGCUAGAUGGGGCUGAAAGACUUAUCCGUCAUCUACACAAAACUAAGGUGCCAUUUGCACUAGCCACAUCGUCUAGUGAGAGGUCUGUGCAUACAAAAUUAGCUGCUUAUAAAGAGUUAUUUUCAUAUUUCCAUCAUAUGGUCAUGGGCAGCACAGACAAGGAAGUCAAAUAUGGAAAACCUCAUCCAGACAUAUUUUUGGUAGCAGCUUCCCGGUUUAAGGACAAACCACACCCAUCUAAGUGCCUUGUAUUUGAAGAUUCUCCGCAUGGUGUUACUGCAGGCAUAUCUGCAGGCAUGCAAGUAGUCAUGGUACCUGAUCCACAUUUAGAUAAGAAGCUCACAACGCACGCCACAAUCGUAUUACCCACCCUAGCUAAAUUUCGACCUGAAUUGUUUGGUCUUCCUGCCUUUCAGUAAUGUUAGAUUUUAUAUUCACUUAGUAUUUCCAGCUUUGCAACGUCAAUUACGCAAGCAGGACAUUAUUAUUAAAGUUUAAAUAUGUUUAUGUACUAGUAAGCAAUUUGACGUCCUUUAUAUAUUGAUUUGAUCAAACAUAAUGUGACCGAAUAUUAUUGAUCGUUAAUUUUGUAAGCCAACCUUCACAUCAUUGAUUUUAAGCGUGAAAAUGUUGAUUAGGUAAGUUCAGUUGAUUACGGGAGUGGACAGUAGACGUAAAUUUUUUUUUUGUUUUUUCUGGUAAUAUACUAUUACCGAUAAUCACACUACCAUGCUUAUUUUAUUUAAAAUAUUAUUUAAAUUAAUUAUAAAAAAACAUUUUUUAUUCUGCAAAACAGCGCGUGACAUCACAGUCCUCUAAGGAAGAUGUCAUAAAUUAGAGUUAGACAUUGAAUGUCGUAUUUUUGUUGUUAUUUUUUAUGUUAGUUUCAGAGGACUGUGACGUUACAUCGACGCCAUGACAGAGGUUAGCUUUUUAGCGGGAAAUGUUGAAUUCGAAUUUCGUUUUUAGAUUUUAUAAUAAUAUAUGAGAGAUAAUUUAAUAUAAAUCAAGUAUAUCUGUAAAAUAAAAAUAUAAAAAAAAAUCGUCUACACCUGUAUUGUAAAAAAAACCUUUUGUUAUAUAAUAUUGUAUGCAGUGUGUACAUUUUAUAUGAUUAAUGGUUUAAAAUAAUAACAAAACAGUAGUAAAAUAUAUUGAAUACUAAAAACUUAUAUUUUAACGAAAAAUAAUGAAACCAACUGUAUCCUACGAAGCAUGAGACAAAGUUUUGUUAAUUUCCAGUCUUAAAAACGAAAAAAAAAAUUACAAUAUAUAGUAUAUAUUAGAAUAUUUUUUAAUGUUUAUUGUAAAUAGAGUAUUGAUAUAGCUAUAACAAUAUAUAUGUAUACUAGCAAUAACAACAUUUAGUAGCAUAUUUUUGAUAGCAAUUUUAGAGUUGAUUUUUUCAGUGAAGCCAUAUUUUAAAACUUUUUGUAUUUUAAUUUAUCCUCUCAUAAUCAUGAGAAUUGGAAUUAGUGCAAAUAUAAAUGUCAGACUAAAUAAUGUAAUGUAUAUAGUGUAAUUUGCAGAUAACGUGCAAUCUGAAAAUUAUGUGUAGGUAUAAAAGUUACAAAAAUCAGAUUCUAUUGAUUAGAAAUUUAUUAUAUUAAAUUGGUUGUAUGGGUAAUUUAUUUUCAAAUAUAUAUAUUUGAUGAUAAAUUUACAAAAGGUAUAAUAUGUUAACUAAUAGUACUCGUAAUAAUAAAUUAAAAUAAAUAUUGAAUCUUAAUUCUGGAAAUCUAAUAUUUUAGAAUGAGUGAACCAUAGGUUUUUUCGAUCAUUGCAUAGAAGACGGACACCACUUUAAAACUUUUGCCCUUUUUCGAAAAAAAAUAGAUCGGGGUUAUCGAGUUGGACUGUUAUAAUGUGGGUGUCGCUCGUACUGUUAACCCCAAUAAAAGAAUUUCAAUAAUAAAAAAAGCCUCAAUUUUUCGAAUAAACUUUAAUAGCGCCCUAUUUGUUUGAGAUGACUUUGUUGUUUGUUUAUUUCAAAGAUGUGCAGUGUAAAUCAAAGAGAAAAAAAAUGAUUUAUUGAAGAG